AUGGCGAUAUCAGAAGAUGAGAUCCAGCCUGUGGGCCCUUCUACGACAGGAGAGGAUGUUCGGCUGGAGCAUUUGGGCUAUGAGCAGGAGCUCAAACGGUCAUUCGGCCUCCUGGGUAUGAUCGGCUUCAGUUUCAGCGUCGUCACCUCAUGGACCGCAUUAAGUGGUGUCUUCAUUGUUGGCGUCACGUCGGGAGGUCCCCCGGUUAUGGUCUUCAGUUUCAUCGGUGUCAGCCUUCUCACCUUAGCCGUCGCCAUUCCCAUGGCUGAAAUGUGUUCGAUGUAUCCAGUGGCUGGAGGUCAAUACUCGUGGGUGGCUGCCUUGGCUCCCCCAAAGAUCUCCCGCCAAUUAUCAUACAUAACCGGAUGGUUCAUGCUGAUAGGACUGCUCGCCAUGGGCGCAACCAACAACUCCAUUGCCGCACAAUUCGUACUCGGAAUGGCGAAUCUCGUCUUCCCAUCCUACGAGAUCCUGCGUUGGCAAACCGUCUUAGUAGCCUACCUCGUGGCGAUCCUCGCUGCUGCCAUCAACAUCUGGGGCCCGCAUCUACUAAACCGGAUCUCCCGCUUCAUUCUUAUCUGGAACAUCACCGCCUUCUUCAUCACCGUCGUCGUCCUGCUCGCCACAAACGACCACAAGCAAUCUGCAUCAUUUGUCUUUGUCGAAUUCCAAAACUUCACCGGCUGGGACCGAGCCAUGGCCGCCAUCGUAGGCAUCCUACAAGCCUGCUUCGGGAUGUGCUGCUACGACGCCCCGUCCCACAUGACCGAGGAGAUGAAAUCCGCCUCGAAACAAGCACCACAAGCCAUCAUAAUGUCAGUUGUCCUCGGCGCCAUCACCGGCUUUGCCUUCCUUCUAGUCCUCUGCUUCUGCAUCGGUGAUAUCACCACCACUCAGAACUCCCCUACCGGAGUCCCCGUCAUCCAGAUCUUCUACGACUCCACCGGUAGCAAAGUAGCAGCCUGCUUCCUAGCCAGUAUGAUUGCCGUGAUCGUCAUUGUCGCAGGGAACAACAUCCUCGCCGAGGGCUCUCGCUGCGUCUACGCCUUCGCCCGCGACAACGGUCUCCCGUUCAGCCAAUUCCUCGCUAAAGUUGACAAAAAGCGUCAGGUUCCUAUCAAUGCAGUUUUACUCACAUUGAUCGUUCAGCUCGCCCUGGAUGCAAUUGACUUUGGCACCUCGACGGGCUUUGAGACCGUCAUUGCUAUUUCCACUGAGGGUUUCUAUCUCUCCUACGCCAUGGCCCUCGGAAGUCGUCUCCUAGGCUACGUAACCAACCACCGACGAACCCUUACAGGUCCAUUCGCCCUCCCCACCUCAAUGUCGAUUAGUCUGAACGUGCUGGGCCUGUUGUUCCUGCUUUUCGCGUCCAUCACGUUCAACUUCCCGGAGUCUUAUCCGGUGACGAAGGACUCGAUGAACUAUACCAGUGCUGCGAUUGGAGUAAUUGGAGUGAUUAGUGUGGCGACGUGGGUAGUGACAGGGCGGAAGCAUUUCACUGGCCCAGGGGCGUGGGAUGGAAAUGGGGGUAGGGUUACGGAGGGGAAAGUGGUUGAGUUGAACGAGGAGAAGGAAGUUGAGAUGGAGAAGAGGGGAUGA
Aspergillus vadensis CBS 113365 is the source of this 1599-nucleotide messenger RNA. RefSeq names its product putative GABA permease. The record is from RefSeq and is a predicted model, not a curated record. NCBI's taxonomy places the organism in Eukaryota, Fungi, Ascomycota, Eurotiomycetes, Eurotiales, Aspergillaceae. Gene Ontology annotation, cellular component: membrane. Gene Ontology annotation, biological process: amino acid transport; transmembrane transport. The transcript is spliced from 5 exons. Bases 1 to 1599 code for a protein of 532 amino acids. Gene Ontology annotation, molecular function: transmembrane transporter activity.